UAAACGGGUAUGUUGGCAAUCCUUGUAGGAAAGAGUUGUGGCUAAACGUAAACAACCUCGUAAAAUCGUUACCGACUAUAAUAGUGACGUUUUGUUCGUGAUUGUUUAUGCUUUUAUAAUGAUUUAACCAGUUUAAUAUACGGCAACAGUAUUUAUGGUGUUUUGUGAUUUAUUUAUUAAAUGAAGGAUUAUAUAACAUACCUAUAACUGACACAAAAAAAUAAGAGAUGGCGUCGCCGUCGCCACAAAACAGUCCUAUGCCUCCGCCACAGGCGCCGAGUCCAAUGGGACCACCACCUCAAAGUCCUGCUCCUCCCUCUCCCCACAGUCCUUAUCAAGUUCCUCCAGGUCCUCCUCAGCAACAGUUUGGAAAUACUUAUGGUGCACACAUGCCAAUGGGUGGAGAGCAUAUGCCUCCACAUUCGCAAGGUCAUCCUGGAGGACCACCGCCAGCACCUCCACCGGGUCAUCCUGGAGGACCCUCUCAAGGAGGACAUUCAGUCCAUCAAAUGCCUCCAGGAGGCCCCCCACCUCAUGGACACAUGCCCCCACACCAAGGACCACCUGGACAUCCACAGCAUGGUCCUGCUCCUCCAAAUGGAGGAUAUCCCACACAUCCAAGUGGUCCUCCAAUGGGGCAGGGACACCCACAGGGUGGACCCCCACCCCAACAUGGUCCAAACAAUAUGCAAUCGGGACCAUAUCAGUCUCACCCAUUACCAAUGGGACAUCAACAGAGACAGAAUACUUCAUCUCCAGGUCCGCAAGGAAUUCCUUCAGGUCCAACUAGACCACCUGGUCCAGAUAACAUAAAUGCUUUGCAGCGGGCUAUCGACACUAUGGAAGAAAAAGGUAUGCAAGACGACCAACGCUACUCGCAGCUUUUGGCGUUAAGAGCUCGUUCUGCCGGCAACUCUGUUAUAAGUCAGCUACAAAUGACUCAAUUGCGCAAUCAAAUCAUGGCAUACAAGUAUUUGGCCAGAAGCCAACCAUUGCCACCUCAACUGUCUAUGGCUCUCCAGGGCAAAAGACCAGAAGGCAGCCCCACUCCACCAGCAAGUUCAUAUCCACAAGGUGGACCACAGAGUGAACCAUUAUCAGGGGAUAUUGGUGAUUCAAAUUCAAUGACCUCAGGUCAAUUUCAAGGUCAAGGUCCUCAGGGUGUUAAGCCUGGAUUACCUGGAUCGAACCAGCUUGGUGGCGCACAAGGUCAACAGACUGGUCGAGGACAGCAAAUGGUCGGUAACAAGCAAACUCGUAUCACUUCUUUGCCAAAGCCUGUUGGCAUAGACCCUGUUCAUUUACUGCAAGAAAGAGAAAAUAGAGUGGCAGCCCGUAUAGCAGCAAGAAUAGAUGAAGUAAGCAACUUGCCAACGGACAUGUCUGAAAAAUUGCGCAUCCAGGCCCAAAUUGAAUUGCGCGCCCUAAGAUGUCUUAACUUUCAAAGGCAAUUAAGAAGCGAAAUUAUAAAUUGCAUCCGCAGAGAUACUACUUUAGAGACAGCGGUGAACAUUAAAGCAUACAAACGUACAAAGCGACAGGGGCUUCGCGAGGCCAGAGCCACUGAAAAAUUGGAGAAACAACAAAAACUAGAAGCUGAAAGGAAAAGAAGGCAGAAAAAUCAAGAAUUUCUUACUUCAGUUCUCCAGCAUGGUAAAGAUUUUAAAGAAUUUCAUAGAGCAAAUCAACUUAAGUUGGUUAAACUUAACCGGGCUGUCAUUAAUUAUCACGCUAAUGCCGAACGGGAGCAAAAGAAAGAACAAGAGAGAAUUGAGAAGGAACGUAUGCGCAGACUGAUGGCAGAGGAUGAAGAAGGUUACAGAAAAUUAAUCGAUCAAAAGAAAGACAAACGUUUGGCAUUCUUGUUGUCCCAAACAGAUGAGUAUAUAAGCAAUUUAACUGAGAUGGUGAAGCAGCACAAGAUCGAACAGACGCAUAAGAAAAAAGAAGAGGAAAAGCGGAAGAAAAAACAACUUAAACUUGAAUCAGCCAACGAGGAUAGGCACGUAUGUGUCGUGGAAGUUGCUACGGGCAAAAAAUUAAGUGGGGAUGAGGGCCCAAUGCUCAGUCAAGUCCAAGAUUGGCUGCAGAAAAAUCCUGGCUGGGAAAUGAUUGAUUCUGAUGAAGAAGAUUCUGACGAAGAAAAGGAGAAAGAUUCAAGGGAGGGUAAGGAUGAUACGAAUCAAGUAAGGAAAGUCCUUAAGAAAGCCAAGUCAGAAGAUGAUGAGUAUCAUAAAAAUUCCAUUGAAGAACAGACCUAUUACAGCAUUGCUCAUACAGUUCAUGAGAUUGUUACUGAGCAGGCUAGCAUUAUGGUUAAUGGCCAAUUAAAAGAGUACCAAGUUAAAGGCUUGGAAUGGAUGGUUUCUCUUUACAAUAAUAAUCUUAACGGUAUUCUUGCUGAUGAAAUGGGUCUCGGUAAGACCAUUCAAACUAUCGCGCUUAUUACUCAUUUGAUGGAGAGAAAAAAAUUAAAUGGUCCUUUUUUAAUCAUAGUACCUUUGUCCACAAUGUCAAAUUGGGUUUUGGAGUUUGAAAAAUGGGCCCCAUCUGUGGUUGUAAUUUCAUAUAAGGGAUCACCUGGAAUUCGAAGAGUAAUACAGACACAAAUGAGAUCUGCCAAAUUUAACGUUGUACUGACUACCUAUGAAUAUAUUAUAAAGGAUAAAAGCGUUUUGGCUAAAAUUCCUUUCAAAUAUAUGAUUAUAGAUGAGGGACAUAGAAUGAAGAACCACCAUUGCAAAUUGACUCAAGUCUUAAACACUCACUAUUUGGCACCAUACCGUCUUUUAUUAACAGGUACUCCUUUGCAAAAUAAACUACCGGAGUUGUGGGCUCUGCUUAAUUUCUUACUCCCUUCCAUAUUCAAAAGUUGUUCUACUUUCGAGCAAUGGUUUAACGCGCCCUUCGCUACUACUGGAGAAAAGGUAGAAUUAAAUGAAGAAGAAACUAUUCUUAUUAUUCGCCGUUUACACAAAGUUCUGCGUCCAUUUUUGCUAAGACGUUUAAAAAAAGAAGUAGAAUCACAGCUCCCAGACAAGGUUGAGUACAUCAUUAAAUGCGACAUGUCCGGUUUGCAGAGAGUCCUAUACCAACACAUGCAGAGCAAAGGCGUUUUGCUUACUGAUGGUUCUGAAAAGGGCGCUAAAGGCAAAGGAGGUUCCAAGGCGUUAAUGAACACCAUUGUACAGUUGCGUAAAUUGUGCAAUCAUCCGUUCAUGUUCCAAAAUAUCGAAGAAAAAUACUGCGACCACGUGGGUAUCGCAGGAGGCGUAAUGUCCGGUCCUGACACUUACAGAGCGUCUGGAAAAUUCGAACUGCUGGAUAGGAUUCUCCCAAAAUUAAAGCGCACCAACCACAGAGUUCUACUUUUCUGUCAGAUGACUCAGUUAAUGACUAUCAUGGAAGACUACUUAAACUGGAGAGGCUUCCAGUAUCUUCGUCUAGACGGUACAAUUAAGGCGGAAGAUCGUGGAGAUCUGUUAAAGAAAUUCAACGACAAAGAUAGCGAAUACUUUCUUUUCUUGCUUUCCACCAGAGCUGGAGGUUUGGGUUUAAAUUUGCAGACCGCCGAUACCGUUAUUAUCUUCGAUUCUGAUUGGAAUCCGCACCAGGACUUGCAAGCUCAGGAUCGUGCUCAUCGUAUCGGUCAAAAGAACGAGGUCAGAGUGUUGCGUCUAAUGACAGUAAAUUCAGUGGAGGAGCGUAUUUUGGCUGCAGCUAAGUAUAAAUUAACUAUGGACGAAAAAGUUAUUCAAGCUGGUAUGUUUGAUCAGAAGUCGACUGGAUCUGAAAGGCAGCAGUUCCUGCAAAGUAUAUUGCAUAAUGAUGGCACAGAAGAUGAGGAGGAAAAUGAAGUUCCUGACGACGAGACGGUCAAUCAAAUGUUGGCUCGAUCCGAACAAGAGUUUGAACUGUUCCAGAAAUUGGAUCAGGAAAGAAAAGAAGAAGAAGAAAAAUUGGGUACACAUGGCAGAUCACGUUUGAUUCAAGAGGAAGAACUUCCCGAUUGGCUGGUAAAACAUCCUGACGAGGUCGACCCUUGGAUGGAAGAAGAUACUAUUUUGGGUAGAGGAACAAGGCAACGGAAGGAAGUUGACUAUGCCGACAGUUUAACCGAAAAAGAGUGGUUAAAGGCUAUUGACGAGGACGGUGAUUUUGAUGAUGAAGAGGAAGAAGAGGAAAAGGUUAAGAAAAAACGUGGCAGAAAAAGAAAGAAGCGCGAUGACGAUUCUGACGAAGAAGCGGGAACGAGCCAAAGAAAACGCAAGAGUGGUACUGCUGAGAUAAAAUUGAAGAAAAAAAUGAAAAAACUUAUGUCCAUCAUCAUUAAUUACACAGACAGAGAUGAACGGCAACUUAGUGAUCAAUUUAUGAAGUUGCCUUCAAGAAAAGAAUAUCCAGAAUAUUAUUCCAUCAUAAAAAAACCUAUUGAUGUAAAUAAAAUCAUGAAUUACAUAGAAGAUGGAAGAUAUUCAGACUUCAUGGAUUUAGAAAGAGAUUUUAUGCUGCUAUGUCAAAAUGCUCAAAUUUUUAACGAAGAGGCAUCUAUAAUUCACGAAGAUAGCAUUGUUUUACAGUCUGUGUUUUCAAAUGCAAAACAAAAAAUCGAGAAUGAUGAUGAUUCGGAGGAAGAUGAAGCACGCAAGUCUGACAAUGAAACUCCUAAAGGCAAGAAAGUGAAAACUAAAAGAAGACCGGGAAGACCAAAACGAUCUGCUAAAAAAUAUUUAUCGGAUGAUGAGGACGACGAUUAAAGAAUUCUUUUUGUAGACAAGAAGAUUGAAAAUAUGGUGUUUCCGAUAAUUAUAAGGUCAUGGUAAAAAAACGUUUAGAUUAAUAAAUGUUUUCAACAGAACAUUUUAUGUGAAAAUUGUUUAUAGAAUACUUUUUUUGUUAAAUUUAUAUUUAAGAUAUUUUUAUAUUUAAUUUUGGUUCACAUUUUAUAGGCUUUAUAGAUUAUACAAAAUAGUGUUUUCCAUAAUUUUAAACGUUUUAAGAAUACAUGUACCUAUACGAAUAUGCAUAAAGCUUUUUGUCUGAGUAAACCUUUAU
Messenger RNA from Brassicogethes aeneus, 5055 nucleotides. NCBI's taxonomy places the organism in Eukaryota, Metazoa, Arthropoda, Insecta, Coleoptera, Nitidulidae. The record is from the annotation of a GenBank genome assembly.